Molecule: messenger RNA, 498 nt
Organism: Scaptodrosophila lebanonensis
Lineage: Eukaryota; Metazoa; Arthropoda; Insecta; Diptera; Drosophilidae
Gene: RpL36A
Product: 60S ribosomal protein L44
Exons: 3
Coding region: 16-381 (121 amino acids)
Biological process (GO): translation
Cellular component (GO): ribosome; cytosolic large ribosomal subunit
Molecular function (GO): structural constituent of ribosome
Source: RefSeq, a predicted model, not a curated record
AACUUCGAUAUAUCGAUGUCUCUGACAUCCCUAGCUGUUGCCUUUUGCGUUUUCUUCCCUUUCAAUAUGGUGAAUGUACCAAAACAACGCCGCACCUUCUGCAAGAAGUGCAAGGUGCACAAGCUGCACAAAGUAACGCAGUACAAGAAGUCCAAGGAGCGAAAAGGUGCUCAGGGCAGAAGACGUUACGACAGAAAACAGCAGGGUUUUGGCGGUCAGACCAAACCUAUCUUCAGGAAGAAGGCCAAGACCACGAAAAAGAUCGUGCUGCGUAUGGAGUGUACUGAGUGCAAAUACCGUAAGCAGACUCCACUGAAGCGUUGCAAGCACUUCGAGCUGGGUGGUGACAAGAAGCGCAAGGGACAGAUGAUUCAGUUCUAAGCCGGAUCCCACUACUUUUGUAUAUCGAUGUGUUUGUAGUUUUGGCUUGAGUAGAACUAUUUGCAAGCACUUUAAAGGGUGUGCACAAGAGGAAAAUAAAGAAACAGUAGAUCUAAA